CUGGCAAGACAGCAGAUGCAUCUGGAUUUGAUCAGAGGCAGUAGUUGGAAUGAUUCAGAAAGGGAUGAAUCGAGUAGAAGACACUUCUUCCAUGGGUAGACUUGCAGUGUGAAGAAGGGUUUCCCUUAGCAGCCAUGCUUGAUGCAUAUGUUUUGGAUGCAUAUGUUAAAGAAGCCAUGUAAGGGGAGUCCAAAUAUUUGGGGGUAGAGGUUACUUUCUUUGACUCAGGAAAUUGCUUAGUAUAUCCUAAGAACUCUGCCCUAUGCUAGGCUAGAUUGUGAACUCUGAAAGUUAUAGGGAAGCAGAGAUUCCUAUUUCUGCUUAAUUCUUUCGAUUGAUCAAUCUCCUCUGGGAUUAUUGAGUUGACUUGAGUCCUGUGAAAUAACUGAUCCACUCCAUAUUCAUUUAUCAUUUGGGAAGAGUAAUAAACACACUCACCCACUAGGAGGUACACAGUUUAAUACUUCCAGAAAUUGUAGCUAUUGCUGAUUGUAUGAAGAUGAAAAAUAAUUUGGGCAUUCUGUCCUAAAGUAAUGCAGAACAGUGACUGUGUUCAUGGCAAACUCCAUUUAUUGCGUGAACAUGUCAAAAUGCUAAAACUAGUUUCUAGGGAGGCAAUUGGGAAAGAAAGAUUGGAAGUCGACAUUAAGCUCAUUUUAAUUUAUUUUUGAGGAUAAAAUAUACGAUAUUUCUUUUACCAAAAUGCACAAUUUAUAAGUAUGAUAACUUUUACAUAAAAUAUAUGUGACUAUAUAUUGUCUUUAGUACACUCACUUUUUAGUUAAUAGGAAAAAAGUAAGGGAGAAUUUAGCCAUUCCUAGGAGAUCUCAGAGAAUUAUAAAAUCCCCAAUACAAUGCCGUCUUUGGUCAUUAAGGAGAGCUGCUUAUUUAGUAGGGAGUUGUCUACAAGAUACUAAUGAGAGAUAAGAAGUUAUUUAGGAUUUGGGGCUUUCAAAUUGGUACAGGUUGACGUAGCUGAGCUACUAAUUUGAAAGCAUUAAUCAGAAACAAUUUCCUUUUCUCCUGUGAAACUAUUAUAUAUAUUCUGGCUUAAAUAAAAUCUGUGUAAAGACUAUAAAUUCUAUGUUGACUGUAUCUCUUGUUUUUGUUCCUUUUUAUUUUUUCUUUAAAGAAACUAUAGUGACACUGAAACUGAAGGAGAGAUUUUUAAUUCCUUAGUGCAAUAUUUUGGUGAUAAUUUGGGGCAAAAAGUUAAAGCUAUGCCAUUAGUUGAAGAAACGUCUUUACUUGAAGAUUCAUCAGUGACUUUGCCUGUGGUAAUAAUAGGAAAUGGACCCUCAGGAAUAUGCCUUUCUUAUAUGUUAUCAGGCUACAGACCAUAUUUAUCAUCAGAAGCAAUACACCCAAAUACAGUCUUACAUAGUAAAUUAGAAGAAGCAAGACAUCUUUCCAUUGUUGAUCAGGACUUAGAAUAUUUGUCUGAGGGCCUUGAGGGCCGAUCCUCCAAUCCAGUUGCAGUACUUUUUGACACACUUCUUCAUCCAGAUGCUGACUUUGGGUAUGAUUAUCCAUCUGUUUUGCAUUGGAAAUUAGAACAACAUCAUUAUAUCCCUCACUUAGUUCUUGGUAAAGGUCCACCUGGUGGGGCUUGGCAUAAUAUGGAAGGCUCCAUGUUGACAAUCAGCUUUGGAAAUUGGAUGGAGUUACCUGGACUUAAAUUUAAGGACUGGGUGUCAAGCAAACGAAGGAACCUAAAAGGGGAUCGAGUUAUGCCAGAAGAAAUAGCUCGCUACUAUAAACAUUAUGUGAAAGUCAUGGGUCUUCAGAAGAAUUUCAGAGAGAAUACUUAUAUAACUUCUGUAUCAAGACUCUACAGAGAUCAAGAUGAUGAUGAUAGUCAAGACAGAGACAUUUCAACAAAGCAUUUACAGAUAGAGAAAUCAAAAUUUAUCAAGAGAAACUGGGAAAUCAGGGGUUAUCAGCGAAUAGCAGAUGGUUCUCAUGUUCCCUUCUGUCUUUUUGCUGAGAAUGUAGCUCUGGCAACUGGAACAUUGGAUUCUCCUGCUCAUCUGGAAAUCGAAGGGGAAGAUUUUCCAUUUGUGUUUCAUUCAAUGCCUGAAUUUGGAGCUGCUAUAAGCAAAGGAAAGUUGCGUGGCAAAGUGGACCCAGUGUUAAUUGUAGGUUCUGGGCUUACUGCGGCUGAUGCAGUACUGUGUGCUUACAACAAUAACAUCCCUGUGAUACAUGUAUUUCGCAGACGAGUAACGGAUCCAAGCUUAAUUUUCAAACAGCUUCCCAAAAAGCUUUAUCCUGAAUAUCAUAAAGUCUAUCAUAUGAUGUGUACUCAGUCAUAUUCUGUAAACUCAAAUCUUUUAUCUGAUUAUACCAGUUUUCCUGAGCACCAUGUGCUUUCCUUUAAGUCGGACAUGAAAUGCAUUCUUCAAAGCAUCUCUGGAUUGAAGAAAAUAUUUAAGCUUUCUGCAGCAGCAGUAUUGAUAGGUUCUCAUCCUAAUCUGUCUUUUCUGAAGGAACAAGGAUGUUACCUAGGCCAUAAGUCCAGUCAGCCAAUCACAUGUAAGGGUAAUCCCGUGGAAAUAGAUACAUAUACCUAUGAGUGUGUUAAAGAAGCCAACCUUUUUGCAUUGGGUCCUUUGGUCGGAGACAAUUUUGUUCGAUUUUUAAAGGGAGGGGCACUGGGUGUUACACGCUGUUUAACUAUACGACAGAAGAAAAAGCAGCAUUUAUUUGUUGAAAGAGGAGGAGGAGAUGGGAUAGCUUAAAGCAAGUUUACAAGAAAUUUAAAUGGACGGUCUACCAUUAAAGUUUUUAAUAGUGGUUUUGCAGUGUACUGGCUUGAAUUUUUUAGACUCGACUGGAGGGAGAGCCUCAAGCUACAGUAACUUCAUUUUUUAAAGUUACCGGAAGUUGGUAUUCUGAUUUAUAUUGUAAUUUAUCAAAGGUGUCACUGUCAGACAAGUAGAAACACUGCCAACUUGGUAUACUUUAAGCUUUCACUUAACUAAAACAUUCUUUUCUUCCAAGACUUAUUUUUUGUGAUAUUUUUGGUAUUUCUUAUAUUUGAUUCCAGAAUAUUACAGUCUUGAAUCUAUAAAACCACAAAGUCAUUAGGCCAGAAAUUAUCAACUAUAUAGUGGGCCACCUUGUUGCUAAAAGGUGGUCCCAGGACUAACAGCAUGAGCUUCAUCUGUAGCUUGUUAGAAAUGUAGACUCAGGCCCCACAACAUAGAGUCAGAAACUGCAUCUGAACAAGAUCCCCAAGGGGUAUGUAUGUAUGCUCAGAAAAGAUUGAGUCACUGGUCUAAAUGAAUAUGGGAUAUAAGGUAUGUAUGCCGGGAUUGGGUGGGGGUAGGAGGCAUUUACAGCUCAGGUUUUAUUUAUUUUGAAAUUAUCAAUUGUAUAAAUCUAAUUUAUUACCAAAUAUGAUGGUCUUUUGAAAAUAUUUUUAUUGUUGAAGCCUUGACAGAUGCUUCAUAUUCUUCUAAUAAUUUAAACAAUCCAGUUAUGUUGGUAUACACUUUGACAUCGAAGAACCCACUAAGGUAUUGUUCAGAGAUUUAUUCUCUACUUAACCACCAUAACAAUUAAUCUGAUUUGCAAUUCAAUAAAUUGUGAAUGGAAUUACUUA
Microcebus murinus (gray mouse lemur) is the source of this 3607-nucleotide messenger RNA. NCBI's taxonomy places the organism in Eukaryota, Metazoa, Chordata, Mammalia, Primates, Cheirogaleidae. The record is from RefSeq and is a predicted model, not a curated record.